This is a messenger RNA of Saimiri boliviensis boliviensis (Bolivian squirrel monkey), 2686 nucleotides long. It is a transcript of the gene ZCCHC7, whose product is annotated as zinc finger CCHC-type containing 7. Gene Ontology annotation, biological process: nuclear polyadenylation-dependent snRNA catabolic process; nuclear polyadenylation-dependent snoRNA catabolic process; nuclear polyadenylation-dependent rRNA catabolic process. The record is from RefSeq and is a predicted model, not a curated record. Lineage: Eukaryota; Metazoa; Chordata; Mammalia; Primates; Cebidae. Gene Ontology annotation, molecular function: zinc ion binding; RNA binding. Gene Ontology annotation, cellular component: TRAMP complex.
AAAGGCGGUGUCCAGUGCUGUGUUGUCCCCGGAAGUGCCUGCCCUCCUCCCGGGUCUGCGCGGACGCGGCCUCCUUACCUCAUUUGUCUUCGCCCCUCCCCGUUCUCUUACGCGUUUUGGUUCCCGGUUGGUGCUUCCUGUUUGCAGCCGCUGCACAUCAAGGUUACUGACUUUUGAUGAUGUUUGGUGGCUACGAGACUGUAGAAGCAUAUGAAGAUGCUCUUUAUCGAGACGAGUCAUCUAGUGAACUGAGUGUUGAUAGUGAGGUGGAAUUUCAGCUCUAUAGCCGAAUUCAUUAUGCCCAAGAUCUUGAUGAUGUCAUCAGGGAGGAAGAACAUGAAGAAAAGAACCCUGGGAAUUCGGAAUCUUCGAGUAGUAAACCAAAUCAUAAGAAGCUAAUUGUCGUUUCAGAUAGGGAAGUCAUCCAGCUGUCAGAUGGAUCAGAGGUCAUCACUUUGUCUGAUGAAGAUAGUAUUUAUAGAUGUAAAGGAAAGAAUGUUAGAGUUCAAGCACAAGAAAAUGCCUGUAGUCCUUCUGCUUCUCUUCAGUCUAAUGAGCUGGUUGAUAAGAAAUGCAAGAGUGAUAUUGAGAGGCCUAAACCUGAAGAGCGGUCAGGUAUAAUCCGAGAGGUCAUGAUUAUAGAGGUCAGUUCAAGUGAAGAGGAAGAGAGCACCAUUUCAGAAGGUGAUGAUGUGGAAAGCUGGAUGCUACUGGGCUGUGAAGUAGAUGAUAAAGAUGAUGAUAUCCUUCUCAACCUCGUGGGAUGUGAAAACACUGUUCCCGAAGGAGAAGAUGAUAUCAACUGGUUCAUCAGUGAUAAAGACAUUGAGGCCCAGAUAGCUAAUAACCGAUCACCUGGAAGAUGGACCCAGCGAUAUUAUUCAGCCAACAAAAACAUUAUCUGUAGAAACUGUGGCAAACGUGGUCAUUUAUCAAAAAACUGCCCCUUACCACCAAAAGUUCGUAGCUGCUUCCUGUGCUCUGAGAAAGGACACCUCCUAUAUGCCUGUCCAGCCCCACUUUGCGAAUACUGUCCUGUGCCUAAGAUGUUGGACCACUCAUGUAUUUUCAGACGUUCCUGGGAUAAACAGUGUGACCGAUGUCAUAUGCUAGGCCACUAUACAGACGCUUGCACAGAAAUCUGGAGGCAGUAUCACCUAACAACCAAACCUGGACCACCCAAAAAGCCGAAGACCCCUUCAAGACCAUCAGCCUUAGCAUAUUGCUAUCACUGCGCGCAGAAAGGCCAUUAUGGACACGAAUGUCCAGAAAGAGAAGUGUAUGAUCCCUCUCCAGUAUCUCCAUUCAUCUGCUACUAUGAUGACAAAUAUGAAAUUCAGGAGAGAGAAAAGAGACUAAAACAAAAAAUAAAAGUACUAAAGAAAAACAGGGAUUUCCCAGAGCCAUCCAUGCUGCCUUACACAGAAGGAGCAAAUGAGAACCUCUACCAUGAUACAAGAAAGGGUCAUGCCUCGAGGAAAAGCAACAGGUGGCCUCAAGAAAAUAAAGACACACAAAAAGAAAUGAAGAACAAGAAUAGAAACUGGGGGAAGCACAGGAGGGCUGACAGACAUCGUGAAGUGAAUGAAGAUUAUCCCAGGGGCCCCAAAACCUACUCCUCUCCUGGCAGUUUUAAAACCCAGAAGCCUUCCAGACCCUUUCACCGUUCAUCACAUUACCACACAUCAAGAGAAGACAAGUAUCCCAAGGAGGGCAAGAGGGGCAAGCAGAAAAAAAAGGAGAAGUGUUUGGAAGAUGAUGACAAUGAUAAUUUAUUUCUUAUUAAGCAGAGGAAAAAAAAGUCUUAAGCUUUGAGGCAGCCUCUGAUGUGGCUUUCCGUUGUUCAUUUGGCCUGUGUGUCUAUAACCUUUUGGCAGUGUGUUUAUUAUCUUGGAUUAAAUAAAGUGAGUUUUGGUUGUUUUUUUUUUUAAUUUCAGCCAUUCCUAGAGUUGGUGACCAUCCAUGGAGAUCUCAAUUCUCUGUGUCCAACGGGUUGUUAGGUAAGAAAGUAGAAAGAUAAACCUGGACUUCUCUUGUUCCAAUAUGUCAUCUUUACUCGGAAUCCUAGGAAUAGGAAGAAUUCAUCUUUUCAAGAAAGCUUUUUAAAAAUACAUUGGGAAAAGAAAAAACCCAUCAAAGGUAAUUCAUCCUCAACAUGAGUAUGAAAUUAAAUCCUUGCAGGAAGAGAAAUUAACACUAAGAAAAAGUCAUCAAUAUUUUUCAACUUUUUUUUUUUUUUUACAUUGGAAAGGACAGUAACUAUAAAUUCAUCAGCUUUUCUUGCUGCUGAAGCUGUUAUCAGAAUCUUCCUUUGGGCAAAAUAUCACAAGCUGACUAUAAAACAAAACUGUCAUUAUUGAAGCCCUGAAGAGGCAGGGAAUUGGGCUUCAGCAAAAUACAAGUAAAGAAUCCAUCCAGUAUAAAUGUCAAAAGGCAGAUUUCCUAAAACAAGUGAAAGAAACAUCAAAAAUUUUAACAUAAUCACAAUGAAAUCAUUUUUUACCACUUUUACAGCAGUGUUUCAAGUGGACUGUCACUCAGAUCUGUAGAGAUGAAUAUCACUCAAAAAAUGUUUUUGUUCUCUUGCAUUUUUUUAACUACAAAGCUAUACAGAAUUUUUUUUUACUUAUGGAUCUUUUGUACUUCUCAUAGCCUAAUGUCAGAGUAAGAAAAAUAAAAUAUCUGA